Messenger RNA from Cornus florida, 944 nucleotides. Its product is annotated as calcium-binding protein CML38-like. The record is from RefSeq and is a predicted model, not a curated record. NCBI's taxonomy places the organism in Eukaryota, Viridiplantae, Streptophyta, Magnoliopsida, Cornales, Cornaceae. The transcript has a single exon. Gene Ontology annotation, molecular function: enzyme regulator activity; calcium ion binding. The coding region runs from base 206 to 811 and encodes 201 amino acids.
CUUAUCCCCGCACAACAAAACAACUUGUUCUACGCGCACCAUAUUUUCCUUUAUAUACACAUAUCCACACAACUUAUAAAAUCAAUUCAGCAGCUCAAUCCUAAGCUCAUAUAUAUAAAACCACGUUCUUCAAACUCAUUCUUAUACAAGUCACCUCUCUUGUUUUCUUUGUACCGUAUACUUUCUCAAUACAAUAGCUGAUUACAUGAAAUCAGAAGCCACACUCCAGUCUUCAAUAUCCUCACCAAAAGUAGGGAGUGGUAGAAUCAAAACUGAUUCGUCUGCUUUCGGAAGAUUAUGUCGUAAGUUAUCGUCGCGAAAGUCACCGGAAAAGCGCUCGCUUCAGUCGAGUCCACCAAGAAGAACGACUUUUGGUGCUGCUGCUGAUGAUGAAUGCAGUGAUGAGAUGCAAAGGGUGUUCAUGUACUUUGACGAGAACGGGGACGGCAAGAUCUCACCGGAGGAGUUGCAGACCUGCGUGAGGACGGUGGGAGGGGAGCUGUCGGACGAGGAGGCAGAGAUGGCGAUCCGGUCAUCGGAUUCGGACGGAGACGGGAUGUUGGGGUUGGAGGACUUCAGGAGGCUGAUGGAGAAUGGGGGAGAGGAAGAGAGGAAGGAGGAGCUGAGAGAGGCCUUUAAGAUGUAUGAGAUGGAGGGGACUGGGUGUAUUACACCCAGGAGCCUGAAGACGAUGCUGACUCGACUCGGGAAGUCGUCCACUGUGGAGAAUUGUAAUUCCAUGAUCAGUAUGUUUGAUAUCAAUGGUGAUGGUGUCCUUAACUUUGAGGAAUUCACCAUCAUGAUGCGCUGAUCCAUCAAUUACCAUAAUUUGCACAUAUAUACGUGUACUCUACUUUUGAUUCUUCUAAAUACAUUCAUUUAUUUGUAAUUUUACUUUAAUAUAUUACUGAGGAGUUAAAUACUAGCUUAAUUUUUUCGGAUUA